AUGAAGUUUCUCAACAUCUCUAUUGCUCUGCUCGGGUCCCUCCCCCUUCUCUCUGUGGCUGCUCCUGUAGCAAACCCUGAGGCAGAACUUGAGUUGGACCUGGAGAAGCGUCGAUCUGCGCAAACCUGCAAGAUCGUCAACGUUAACCCAGGGAACUACGUCAACUGCCGGUACCAGCCGAGCUUGAAGGCGGGCGAGAUCUUUGGCUUCCCCAAGGGAGAAAAACUCACCUUUGCCUGCUACAAGAAGGGCGACUGUGUGAAUGGCGUUUGGGGCAGCACCUGGGACCAAAUAACAUAUUUGAAGACGACAUGCUAUGUCAAUGGAUACUACACGGAUAGCAAUUGCCCCAGCAGUAUGUUACCACCUUUCUUUGCCUAG
Molecule: messenger RNA, 381 nt
Organism: Aspergillus clavatus NRRL 1
Lineage: Eukaryota; Fungi; Ascomycota; Eurotiomycetes; Eurotiales; Aspergillaceae
Product: putative MBL2-like secreted peptide
Exons: 2
Coding region: 1-381 (126 amino acids)
Source: RefSeq, a predicted model, not a curated record